Messenger RNA from Anastrepha ludens (Mexican fruit fly), 459 nucleotides. RefSeq lists its product as uncharacterized. The coding region runs from base 1 to 459 and encodes 152 amino acids. NCBI's taxonomy places the organism in Eukaryota, Metazoa, Arthropoda, Insecta, Diptera, Tephritidae. The transcript is spliced from 2 exons. The record is from RefSeq and is a predicted model, not a curated record.
AUGUCGAAAUUAAAUCGCGAUCAAAUUAGUGCUUUACUUCAAGAAGAUGAUGAUGAAUCCAUGGAAUCAGGAACUGAUUUUAGUGACGAAAGUGAUGAUAUUUAUAGUCCUGAGUUAGAUAAAACCACUGGCAAUGACGAUUCUUCCAGCGAUUCAGAGGAGACCGGAUUGAGUGACGAGAAUGGUGGCAUAGACGAUCAACCUGCACGAGGUACCAUAGCGGUAAAGUGGCAGGACGUCAAAGAGGUAAUGCUGCUCAGUAACUGCCACACAUCUGAAAUGAGCGCUGUUAGACGCAAAAUGAAAGAUGGAACUGCGGCAGACUUUCCAUGCCCUGACACCGUAAAGGCGUACCGCGCAAUAAUGGGCGGUGUGGACUUGGCAGAUCAAAUGUUGGGAUUGUAUGAUAAAAACAUAAAAUCAAAUAAAUGGUGGAAAAAGUAUUUUAUCGUGCCAUAA